AUGGAUUGGCUCCCUCACCGAACAACUGCUUUUCUGUUCCUUUUAUUGGUACUCUUGGAUUUCAGCACAGGAUUUCAUGUAAAGGUAAAAGAAUGGGAUGAAAAUGGAGUGGCAAAAUGGAAAACCUUCCGAAGACAAAAACGUGAAUGGAUCAAAUUUGCUGCAGCUUGUAGAGAAGGAGAAGAUAAUUCUAAGAGGAAUCCAAUUGCCAAAAUCUCGUCAGACUGUGCAGAAAAACACACAAUCACAUACAGCAUCUCCGGAGCUGGAGUCGAUCGUGCCCCCUACGGAGUAUUUGUUAUUAACCCACAAACUGGAGAGAUUAAUAUAACAUCGAUAGUGGAUAGGGAAGAGAUCCCAGUAUUUGUUAUACGUUGCUUUGCUAAACACUCAGUGACGGGUGUAGACUUGGAACCACCUCUUGAACUUCGAGUGAGAGUUCUGGAUAUAAAUGAUAACCCUCCUAAAUUUGUACAAGAAGUAUUUACAGGAUCUAUUGAAGAAUGCAGUAUGGACAACACACUGGUGAUGAAAAUAAUUGCAACAGAUGCAGAUGAACCUAAUAACUUGAAUUCUAAAAUUGCCUUCAAGAUAGAGAGUCAGGAACCUUCAGGUCCACCAAUGUUCAUCAUGAACAGACAUACUGGAGAACUUCAUCUAGCAAAUUAUCUUGACAGAGAGCAACAUGGUAGCUACACUCUUGUCGUGAAGGCAUCAGACCGGGAUGGAGCUGCAGAUGGAAUUUCUUCUUUUUGUAGCUGCAAUGUUAAAGUUAUUGAUGUCAAUGACAACUUCCCAACUCUUGCUCAAAGCUCUUUUUCAGCAAGUAUUUCAGAAAAUUCACUUAGCUCAGAACUGCUACGAAUACAAGCUCUGGAUGCUGAUGAAGAGUUUACAGAUAACUGGUUAGCAGAGUUUUUCUUUAUAUCUGGUAAUGAAGAUAACUGCUUUGAAAUUGUUACAGAUCCAGUUACAAAUCAAGGAAUCCUUAGAGUCAUUAAGGAACUGAAUUAUGAACACCUCCAAAGUCAUUCACUGAGUAUUGGUGUCAAAAACAAAGCUGCCUUCCACCACUCUGUUUCAUCUCAGUAUCAAGUUGUUGGAACACCUCUCACAGUAGAAGUAAAAAAUGUGGUUGAACCACCAAGAUUUCAUCCAUCUUCUAUUAGCUUUUCUAUAUCAGAAAGUUCAAGACAGAAUCACGUUGUUGGAACAUACACAGCCAUUGACGAGGACACUGGGACUGUGGCAUCUAAUGUCAUAUAUAGUAUAGGACGUGAUCCAGGUGCUUGGUUCAGAAUCAAUCCAAACACUGGUGAAAUCACACUGAACAAAGUUAUUGACCGGGAAUCAUCCUAUGUAGUCAAUGGGGAAUACAGAGCAGAGGUUCGGGCUAUUACCAGAGGGCUUCCUCAACAUACUGCUACUGGUACCAUUGUACUUUUAGUACAAGAUAUUAAUGAUAAUUGUCCAACUACUAGUACAGAAACAAGAAAAGUAUGUAUGCAUUCUCCAUCAGUGAUUAUCACAGCAAAGGAUAUGGAUAGUAACCGGUUUGGCUCCCCCUUUGCAUUCAGCAUACAUGGUGAACCUCAGACUACAUGGAUUAUCAGAUCAAUAAAUGCUUCCUCUGCAGAGCUAGUGGGUCAGAAUAUUGACUUUUCAUUUUAUAAGAUCCAUGUCAACAUUAGAGAUAACCAAGGUCGAAGCUGCCUACGACCACAUGUAAUUCCGGUGCAAGCCUGCCAGUGUGAUAGUCGCAAUUACUGCACCCGUGAGGCUACAAAAAUAACCAUCAUUGGCGGUGGUGGUGGUGCUGGUGGUGGUGCUGAUGGUGGUGCUGGUGGUGGUUCUAGUGGUGGUGCUGGUGGUGGUUCUAGUGGUGGUGCUGGUGGUGGUACCGGUGGUAGCGCUGGUGGUGGUACCAGUGGUAGCGCUGGUGGUGAUGACGGGGAGGAUUACAAUGGUGGAUACAGCGAAGGUUAUGAUGAUGGAAUUACUGGAGACGGUGGUCAAACUUAUGAUGGACUGGGAGGCAGAGAGUCCCAAUCUUCUACCACACUUAGCGGUGCUGCCAUCGGCCUGAUGUUUCUUGGUGGAUUAAUAUUUGUUCUGAUUCCAAUUUUGAUGUCAAUGAGCGACUGUUGCGGCUGUGGACCUGGAGCUGCAGGUGGAGUUGGAACUGGAUUUGAACCUGUACCUGAAUGCACAGAAGGGGCAAUUCAUCCAUGGGGAAUAGAAGGUGCACAGCCUGAAGACAGGGAUGUCUCACACAUUCUUGCCCCAACAACUGCUGCUGGAGGUGAAUUUGGUGAACCCUCUGACAUAUAUACAAACACAUAUGGAGGAGGAGGAGGAGUACCUUCUGGUGUUGAAGACACUACAGCGGUUGGCUAUGGUACUGGCACUGGUUACGGAACAGCUGGAGGAAUUUCUGGAACAGGAGAAGCAAAGGGGUCAUGCGGAGGAACGAUAAAAGAGUAUCGAGAAGGAGGGGUGAAUAUGGCCUUCCUAGACAACUACUUCUCUGAGAAAGCAUUUGUGUAUGCAGAUGAAGAUGAAGGUCGUCCAGCAAAUGACUGUCUAUUAAUAUAUGAUCAUGAAGGAGUAGAUACUCCUGUUGGCUCUGUGGGUUGCUGCAGCUUUAUUGGAGAAGAUACAGAUGAAACGUAUUUGGAUACAUUAGGACCAAAAUUUAAGACCCUGGCAGAGAUCUGUCUGGGCAAAGAAAUUGAAACUUUUCCUGAAGUUAACCUGCCAUGGCCAUCUGGUAGUGCUACCUUUCCCAACCCUGAAAGCGAGCUAAAUCUUCCACCACCUGGAACCACCAUCAUUGUCAACGGAAGUGCACCAAUGCCUCCGCCAGCUGGUACUACAACAAUUGUUACCGAAAACACCUAUACAUCCGGGUCUACCUUGCAGCCCCCAAGGCUGACAUCUGAUCCUUUGCUCCACGGCAAUGUGAUGGCGACUGAGACCUACACAUCCGGCCCACCGUCCCUUAGCGUUGACCCUCUGCACGCGUCAAACGUCGUCGUAACCGAAAGAGUUGUCGGGCCGGCAUCUGCCUCCGAUUUGCGUGGCAUGCUAGACAUCCCUGAUCUCACGGAGGGGUCCAAUGUCAUUGUCACGGAAAGAGUGAUCGCGCCCAACUCGCGGCUCCCAGCCUCCCUGAGCAUUCCCGACCUCGUAGACGGGUCGAACGUGGUGGUAACAGAAAGGGUGAUCCGACCAGCCACUGGGAUGCCCGGCAGCUUAAUCAACAUCCCUGCCGAGCUGUCCAGCACCCACAACAUGGUGGUCACAGAAAGAGUAGUGUCGGGGGCUCCAAUGAGCGGCCUGGGUGGGGCCAGCCUAGGUGGGAUGAAUAGCGCGGCCCAGAUUUUGAAUGCCGACUGCCACCUCAGCCAGCCCGUGGGCACGGCCUCCCCCGGCACCUCGCGGCAGAGGGUGACCAAGUACAGCACCGUGCAGUACUCCAGCCAGUGA
Molecule: messenger RNA, 3489 nt
Organism: Struthio camelus australis
Lineage: Eukaryota; Metazoa; Chordata; Aves; Struthioniformes; Struthionidae
Source: RefSeq, a predicted model, not a curated record